CGUUUAAUGGCGAUCAGAGAAGUUGAAAUGUUGCCGACGAUGAUUUUGGUGGAUUUUGUCAUUACUUCCAUACAAGAUCGACUCCAAAAUAAUUUUUACGAUCGUUCAGUUUUAAAUUAAAAUGGAUUUGAAAAAAAAUUUCAAACUUUUAAACCCAAGCAGUUUGAAGAAAACAGAUGGUAAAGUUUUCAAAAGGACAUCUCACAAAACUACCAGCAAAAUUUCAUUAUCUCCUCGAACCACACACAAGAAGCGUUCCUCGUUGGAAAGUACUGCUUUAAUAACUGUUUCUGACAACAAUGAAAGAAAGUCUUCAAAAAACAUCAGUGUCAAAUCUGCCUGUUUAUAUGAACGACCCAGGUUCAGUCAAUCAAAGAUAAAAAAAAUUAGCAGAGAUAAUGAUGGCAGUCCAAGUGUUAGACUCAAGAAGAAGUUUCCAGAAUCACUCGGGGAGGCUGUAUAUGAAGGAUCUCUCAAAUCUAAAAACACAUUUGUUGAUGGAAAGUACUCAUUGGAUCGAGCGUGGAAACCAACAUAUGUUGUCUUGAGAGGACAUUGCUUGUGCUUACAUCCGGAUAAAAAUUCACAGAAUUUGGUCGUGUAUGACCACCCUGUUUCCAUUGGCUCAGCUCUGGUGGACAUUGCAUAUGACUAUGUAAAGAGAUCGAACGUUUUUCGAGUUAUGACUCUUGGGUUUUCUGAAUUUUUGUUUGAAGCACCUUCCUCCGCUGACAUGCUUGGCUGGAUCCAAGCUCUUCAGAAGCAGGGUCUAUCACACAAUCAGGAAUAUUUGAGGAAGAAAAUACUCAGUCACACGUCUUCGAAAAAGCAUAAAACUAAACAUGUGAAGCAAGACCCAGCAAGAACGUUGGUCCAGAAAAAUACUUCACCAACAUCUACAAACAUCACCAAACAAGAUCUCUUGCAACCAUCUAAACUUAUUGAAAGGUUUCGAUCAAAAUCACCAGAGGGUCGCCAGUUGAAACAGCAGGUCUCACCCCCAUCCAUUCACAUUGAAAUGCCAUCAGAUGUAAAAUCAAAGUCCUGGAGAGAAAAGAUGGCAGAGAGGUUUAGAAGGGCGAACAGUCACCCUGGCACUACUGGAUUCCCCAUAUCAUUUUCAUCAUCCAAUCAACAGACAUCACUGCUAUCACCACCCCUACUACACCACCAUUCUUCCUUCAACAGUUAUAACACUGAUGUCUAUCAGAGCAAUGUCGACGGCGAUGAUGAAGAGGAUGAUGACGACGACGCGGCAGCUCGUAAAAAGUAUAAAGGCUCCUUGGGCAUUCCUCUGAAAUAUUGUCAUAUUCCCUUGAUUGUGGAAGUUUGCAUUGAAGUCAUCGAGUCACAAGGUCUUGAAAAGAAAGGUAUUUAUAGAGUUCCUGGAAACAAUGCUGCUAUAUCCAUACUUCAAGCUGAAGUUGACAGGGACCCUGAAACACUGAGCAGAUCUCACGAGAAAUGGAAUGACAUCAAUGCAGUCGUCAGUCUCCUCAAGCUCUUCUUCAGAAAGUUACCCGAGCCACUCGUCACCACGAGUUUGUACCAAUCAUUUAUUGACGCGAACCACACGGAAAACAAAACUAAAAGACUUCUGAAAUUAAAGAGACUAGUCCAUCUGCUUCCACAUCACAAUUUUGAAACAUUUUAUUGCCUAGCCACGCAUUUAAACAAGGUCUCCACAUAUGAAAAGUCAAACAUGAUGGAUGCCCACAAUUUGGCAAUAAUAUUUGGACCAACGUUGCUCCAGCCAACUAAGAACGAGAGCAUGGUGAAUAUGGUGAAAGACAUGAAUGAUCAGUGCCAGCACAAAUGGUUUUUUGGAUCGUGGGAUGAGGACGUGCAGGUGCCGGGCGAGGACACUUCCAACACCGUCCCAAUCACUUCCAUGGAGGAUCAGCUUAUUGAGAAGGCACAACAACACUGCAGCAAUUUUGAAAAUUCUUCAUCAUUGGGGGGCAUUAAGAAAUCUUCAAAGUCUUCAAAUGUUACAAACAAUAAUGGCAGUCAGUUCACUGCAACGCUAUCUUCAUCAGCAGCUGGAACGAUUCAGCAUUCACUCAUAAGCAAAGUAAGGAAAGAAAACAACGACAACAAGGGACUGGCGGUUUACAGCGUGGAAUCUGUUUAUUGUGAUUUCGACAAAUCUUUCUCAAGUGACAGCUCUAAGGCAACUUUAAGAUCGAGACAUUACAGUGCAAAGAGUCAUUUGAAGGAAGAACCUUUGAAGUCUGGAUUGAAGUUGAAAUGCGGCCCGACAGAUAAAAGAGGCUCCACAUCCCUGAGGGUUGAACACAAUUCCAGAAGAAAGUCAAGAGACGAGAGUGCUACCACGUUAGACAAAACUUCUUCUACUUUUGAUAACCACAUCGAUGACGGAUCAACUGUUAUAUUUAACAAAGAGUCUACUGAUAAAACUAGAGUUCAAAAAUCACAAUUUCUUGAAACAAGUAAGAGAUCAUCUAUUGGCGGUAAAGUUUCGUUGGUGUCCAACAAAUACAAUAUAAAAGUGAAAACUUCAGACAGAAGACCUUCUACAACCAUCAAAUCACUUGAUUCAUUGAAAAAACCAACCUUGAUUGCUAAACAAUUUAACCAAGACUACAAAAAAUUAUAUGAAGGGUAUUCUGGCGAAGUUGAAUCUAAAUACAAUUUAAAUCCUAGCAGCAUGGGAAGUUUUGAAAAGUUGAAAAGUGUUUCUUCUUCAAAAAAUACCUCUGGCAGAAAAGUUGAAAAUUUUCCUUUGAAACACGGACACAAAAGAUAUGCUGGAGAUGGAAACUGUGAAAGAAAUAUAUGCUCCAGUGGUUUCCUGCAACCACCCCGCUUAAACUUUAAGUCCAGAUAUUCCCAGAAGUCUUGUCGAAAAUCAAAACUAGAAUGUAAUAGUUCAUCAAAACUGAUUUCAAAAUCUUUCUCAAGCAACAGUGAUGAUGUUAGAGAAAGAAGCGAAAAUGAAAAGUUAAAAAGUGGAGUAUCCAAAGAAUAUUCUGUUGAUGCUAAUUAUGAUUUCAAAAAUAAAGAUGAUGCAAAAGAUAUGGAUGAUGUUUUUAUCAAAGUAAAAGAUCAAAACGCAAAUGAUUUGCUAGAAGAUAGAGGACUUGAUAACAGAGGUUUUGACGAAAGAUCAAUGAAAAAGCCAUCGUUGAUAUUUCUGUCACCUUUUCACGCGAAACAGCAAAAAAAGAGAUCGACCUCAAUAGAUUGCAUAGUUAAUGAAAUCAAGUAUUUCAAGAUCACUCAGACACCAACGUCGUCGUCAUCACCAUUAAACAACAGACAUACAAAACACUUAACUAGUGGCCACUAUGAUGACCAUUAUGAUGGUGAGGUCUCAAAACAGGAUAAAAAAUUUACAAGAGCUUCAUUGAAGAUUCACUCAUCGCUUCAUUCACUCUUGAACUCUCCACAAAGGUUGAAGACAUUUUUUCAUCGUGACCUGAAAGCCCUUAUGUCACCAACACAUUCUCCAAUGAACAGACGAUAUCUUUCCUUUCACAAAACCAAAUGCGCUUCUGAUAGCCAUAGUAAACCUUACUAUUUGGCUAAUGAAUCAACUGGAAAACAGAUGAGUAAAUCUGAAUAUAAAAAAUUAUAUAGAACUUUAUCAGCCGACGACAGCUGCCAGAAAGAAAUGUCCACGAGUUGUCUGAAGGAACACGCCAGGAAUCUUGCGUAUGAAUCUUCUGUGUGACCAUACAAGCUUUUAAAGCUUUCAACAUCAUUCAUUUAUAUUAUUUUUAAAUGACAUUUCCGUUGAAUAAAUAUUAAUAAUU
Helobdella robusta is the source of this 3779-nucleotide messenger RNA. RefSeq lists its product as hypothetical. The transcript has 17 exons. Bases 122 to 3697 code for a protein of 1191 amino acids. Lineage: Eukaryota; Metazoa; Annelida; Clitellata; Rhynchobdellida; Glossiphoniidae. Gene Ontology annotation, cellular component: cytoplasm. Gene Ontology annotation, biological process: signal transduction; regulation of GTPase activity. The record is from RefSeq and is a predicted model, not a curated record. Gene Ontology annotation, molecular function: phospholipid binding; protein binding.